AUGAAUUUUUGCAUAGCAGGGCAACAAUUAUUAUUAUAACAAGUUGUAUAUAACUUUGUGAGUAAUUAUGUUUUUUCUGUCUUUUAAAAAGCUGAUUUCGACAAACGUGUACGUGACUUAUAUGCUAUAAGUUGUUUGCAAUUGGCAUUAAGUAUCUUGCCCAAAGUUGUGUAUCCAAACACACAAUAAUCAGUUACCCUAUUCAUGUUAAACCUAUUCACCUGUCAAUCAAAUAAUUUCCUGACUUUUACAAUGAUAUGUGAAGUCAUUCACUCAAGUUACAGCCAUGGACACUUGUGUAAAAUUGAUUUGUCUUUUAUUUCUUAUUACUAGCGUAAAAAGCAUUUUUAAAACAAAAGAUGUUUGUCCAGAUAAUGUGAUCACAUUUCGAACUCUUGGUCGUGAGAUUAAAAUGAGAUUUAACUCCGUGAAAGUUGGUGAGACGUCAUAUUCACGGGAGACUUGUGAUAAUUCUGACACAUCACUGGCUUCAAUCAAAUGCACCAACAAAGCUGGAUACCCAGAGUUUGACCUAAGUUACUUUAGAAGAAGUUCUUGUAAAAUAAAACCACUAAUAAAAAGCACAAUCGCUACAAAGCAGACUCGCCACAGCACCAGUUCAACAACUGAACCAGACCCCUAUAUAUCUACAACUGGUGUAAUAUUACAGGCAACAUCUAUAGAACCAGUCACUACAACAAGCAUUGAUGAACAAUCAACAACUUUAAUACCAACAACAUAUACACAGCAUAUUUCUAGUACAGAGGGAUUCAGUACACCUAUAAGCACUCGUGUUUCAACAUCUUAUACUACUGCUAAUAUGCCUUCCUCUCCCACUGAGAAUCCAACAACAAAAGGUUUAACAACAACUGUGGCUAUACAGAGCACACAUGCGGGAAUAAAAAAGAACGCAACUCGUAAAUUGAAAGUGAAAACUCUGAAAGGAUUUCUUACAAACCAUGCUACUUCCACGCAACACUUGAUUUCAGUAAAAAGAGCUGAAAACUAUUUACAUAUGGCGAGUGAAGUGAUUCUGACAUCACAGAACAAAACAAUGAACAUGUCCGAUAACAAUGAGUUUGAUGUGACGCAAACAAUCCAACUUAUUGAUGUCAUAAUCACCCACGUUAACCUAACUGGGGUGAACUCAGUUUUGCUGACAUCAGCAAAUUAUGUGAUGGACGUCAGACGUGUACUACCUUCUAAUGACAAGUCAUUGUCUUUUAACAAUACCUAUUAUCCCGAUGUGAGUUUCGUUAUUCCUCCCUCUGUCGUUAAACAAUCAAACUCGACACUAGGGAUCAGAGUUGGGUUCACUUUGUUUCAAAACGCAGAACUUUUUCCGUCAAAGAAAUAUAAGGUUUACAAGGUCAUAUCAGCCAAAGUAACAGGUUUAAUGGACAACACAAUACUAAAAGAUCCAGUUAAGUUUACCCUGCCUGCUAAUCAGUCCUCUAUGACAUCACUAAGCUGUGGAUUUUGGGAUUUCAAAGCAUCUGAUUGGUCUACGCAUGGGUGUAUUAUGACAUCACAGUCACCGGUUAUGUGUCAAUGCAAUCACAUGACAAAUUUUGCCAUUCUUAUUACAAUACAUUCACAAGGGAACCUAAACAAACUUAGCACACAAAGAAACAACUUAAUUUUUCUUGAUUACAUCUCAAACAUUGGAUGUGGUUUAUCCAUAGUUGGUCUUGUAGCUACAAUCAUCAUACAUGCUUUGUUUAAAAAACUGCACCGUCACAUUACUCAGCACAUUCUACUCCACCUAAGCAUGACUUUGCUUUUUUCAUAUCUACUUUAUGUAUGUGGGAUUAAUGCUACACAAAAUUUCACCACCUGUCUCACUAUCAAAACUGCACCGUCACAUUACUCAGCACAUUCUACUCCACCUAAGCAUGACUUUGCUUUUUUCAUAUCUACUUUAUUUCUUGGUCCGAAAACGAGCCACCCCCACUUUAUAAGACGGGCUUGUGUGUUCUCCUAUCUUACCCCAGCAUGUGUGGUGGGGUUCACUGUGUUGUAUUGUGUGUGUAAGGUGGACCAUUACUUUGUAUAUGGAUUGUUGACAAAUGAGACGGAAAAUAAGAGCCAAGAAUAUUUCAUUACUUUAGAUUGGUCAUCCAGUUAUUUAAGUCCCGACAUAUGCUGGCCACAUGGAGAUGCUUUUCAUUUUGGAUUUCUACUCCCUGUUGCAAUCAUUCUGCUCUUCAAUGUGGCUGUUUUCGCCACUGUGACUUACUCCCUCAGUUAUGGCAGAGAAAAGGUCAAAUCAACAGCUAAAAGAGUGACGUUACGCAAACGACUUUGCAACGUGGUUACCAUGACGACUUUGUUAGGGUUGCCGUGGGCGAUUGGGUUUCUUAGCAACGUUGUUGAAAAUGAUACGGAUUGUUUUUAUUCAUUUUAUUUUGUGUUUACAACAAGCGUGUACGGGAUACAUGGGUUAGGGGGGCGUGCCAAUUACUACCCUGCUUCUCUAGCUCCAGUUGGUGGUCAAUUGGUACAAGCAACCCCUGACAGUAUCCCAAUGUCCUAA
Messenger RNA from Ciona intestinalis (vase tunicate), 2536 nucleotides. NCBI's taxonomy places the organism in Eukaryota, Metazoa, Chordata, Ascidiacea, Phlebobranchia, Cionidae. The record is from RefSeq and is a predicted model, not a curated record.